Messenger RNA from Podarcis lilfordi (Lilford's wall lizard), 31885 nucleotides. Lineage: Eukaryota; Metazoa; Chordata; Lepidosauria; Squamata; Lacertidae. The record is from the annotation of a GenBank genome assembly.
GGGGGCGGGUCUCCGAGCGAGCGCCGCUCCGAGUCCCCUUUUUGGCUGCGGGGCUGCAAGUUGCGGGCCGCUUGUUUUGCAGCUGAAGCGGAGAGGGCGAGGCGGGAGCUCGCGGGAACCGGGGUCGCUCGCGCCAUCCUCUGAGGGGAGGGGGAAAACAAGGAAAGGACCCGAGCAGGGAGUGGGAGCGCCGCGAAGUUCGCCUCAAGUCUCGGCGGGCGGCGGCGGGACCAUGACGAGACUCGCCCUCCUGGUGCCUUUCGCCGCGCUGGUGCUGCUGGCGGGACGCGGCCGAGGUAAGGAGCGCUGCUCGGCCCUUUCCCCCUCGUGCGCCUCUAGCCUUCGACGCGGGGCGCUGCCCGUCCCUCUCUCCCCCAGCUCGAACAAAGGCUCCGGGAGAGCGGCAGGAAAAGGGGAGCAGCAGCAGCCGCGCCCCGACGGGAGGCGCCGAAGGGACGCCCACCCCUGCCCGCCGCAGCGCCGCUCCCCGCCGCCUUUGUGCUGCCAGCCUCGAGGAGCGGGCGAAGGGAAGCCUCUUCUUCGAAGGCUCGGCUUACCAAAAGAGUCCCCGGCUCAGAUGCAGGGCUUUUUUUCUGGGGGUACGCAUACCCCUAAAAUUUUUGUGGGUUUUUUGUCCUUUUGUCCAUUUACCGCAUUUAUUUUUCCCGAUUUGAACUAUAAAAUGGCAUCUGGAGUCCAAAUGAGACUACCCCUAAACAUUUUUUUUCCCAGAAAAAAAAUCACUGCUCAAAUGGAUCCUAGAAGGAUUUUUUUUUUGGGGGGGGGAGUGGGAAUCGCAACGGGGUGACAGGCGUUUGACCCAAAUUGGGCUGUAAGCAAGUUGUUUUUGUUGUGUAUUUAGGGACACCCUGCCUUUUCCCCUGAUAGGGACACAAGGCAGAUAAAAUAAGAACAACUGAAAACAUAGUGGGCAAUAAUAAUAAUAAUAAAAACCCAAUUAAACAUUAGAGUCUGGGACACACUUCCAAGAAGAAUAUGCUGAUGGUUUAUCUUUAGGCCACAUGGUCAGGAUCACACCCACAGGGAUGCCAGGUUGAAUAAAAUAUUGGGGGGGGAGGUAAACCCUGCCCCACCCAAUCAAUCACAUGGUGGGGCACACCCACACCAUUUGAGUGGCAGUGCCCAUCAACUUGGGGGGCCCUGGCCCCCUCAAGUAUGGGGGCAGCCCAUGGACAUAGCCAAGGGGGGUCAGGGAGGGGCAGCUGCCCCCCAAAAUCAAUAGAAAUAAAAAUAUAUAGCUAACUGAGGUUCUCCCCGCCAUGCAAUAGGCCUGCUCCCCGCAACAAAGGUCUAUCCCCCCCCAACAAAAAUCCUGGCUACACCUUGGCCCCUAGGAGUUGGCUCCUGUGGUACCCAGGUGUUGUCCCAAUAUUGUGGAAUUAUUCUCCCACUUCACCCCUUAAGCUUGCUCUGAAAGGAGAGGGAAUUCUGCCUGCAUCUUGUCUACAUUCAAAAGAGAUGUCACUGUUUUCUGGCUUCACUUCCCUGUUAGACAUGUCCACAGGUCUUUGUAUGGAGCCUUUCCCCAGUUGUUUAAGGACCUGGUACUAUAAACUUGGUGGUGCCUAUUCCGAUGCAGAGCGAACGGUGCUGUGUAAGGUGGCUGGGUGGGAACUUAGGGUAAAGUGUGAACUGGAGGGUAUUUGUGGGAAUUCAUUCUUCCUGUUGGCUGGUCGUGCCAGACUCUCGUUUAUUUAUUUGCCACUGAAUUAACAUCCUAAACAAAUAGGAAGGUAGCCUUGAAAUCUAUUAUACUUUUAUGGGGUAGGCCUAACUGCAACCUAAUAUUCUUUGGACUUGUAUAUUUUCACUGGGGGAAAGGCAAUAUAGAGUGCAGCCCUAUAUAGGUUUACUUAGGGGGAAGUCUCACUGAGUUUAGGGGGCCUUUCUCCAUAAUAGGUGCAUUUAGGAUUGCAACCUAUGUCUGCUUUUGGCUUAGCUAUGUUGUUGUUGAAUAGUACAGGGGUACUGAAGGAGGAUUUUCCAUGGCUUUGGAAUAACCAUUCCACAAGUAUAGAAAAUGCAGUAUUAUUAGCAGACUAUUAACAUACAACGGGUCCAGUUAAGGCAGGCUUCCUCAACCUCAGCCCUCCAGAUGUUUUGAGACUACAAUUCCCAUCAUCCCUGACCACUGAUCGUGCUAGCUAGGGAUCAUGGGAGUUGUAGGCCAAAAACAUCUGGAGGGCUGAGGUUGAGGAAGCCUGAGUUAUGGACUAACUGUGACUUCUAGUCACAUUAUUUGAGCUGACUUCUUUGGAAGAUAUUUAUUAUGAGGAUUGGAAUUGCCCUUUAUGUGAUUCAAUAAUUGGGAGGGGGUGCACAUGAUGCUAGAAUUCCAUCCUCCUGUGACAUCUGGGGACACCCUGCCCCCCGGAAUCAUCACAGUUUUUGGAAAAAACAUGUGCACACCCAUAGGUGAAGGAUGCAUACAGCUGUUUUGGUCUUGUAUGUGGUGGAGUAGAUCUAAGAGUGCUGUUUUAAGUAUGACAAUAUAUUCACACUUAAGUGGUAAUCUUUGUCUGAAGCAGCCCUGAUGUACUGGAAGAACAAAAUUGUCUUUUCUACAGCAUAUUAUUCUAUCAUCAUUGUCAUCAUCAUCAUUAUUUUUAAAAAACCAUUUGUAACAGGACUUUCUUCCUUGGAGAUCAGAGCAUUGGUUAUUGCUCAGGCUGCACAUGAUAUUUUUCUUUCUUUUUAUCUAAAAUAGUCUCUCAAGCUGCAAUGCCCUGUGGGAGAGGGGGGAACAUUUUAACCCUUUCCAUUCUACUGCUUUUGCACAUCUGCAAUUUGUCCUGGAGCUGUGUUUAGCUUCAUUUAUUCUGUCCCCCCCCAUGAACUACAAGCAGCUAUGUGUGGACAAUAACAUAGUUAGUGGUCUGCACCGGGAGUAGGGGGGCUGUAGGGUGUCACGGCAGUGGAAGGCAGGAGUGCCUGGCGUGCUCUGGUCCAUGGGGUCACGAAGAGUCGGACAUGACUAAACAAUAACAAAGGGUGUCACGGGGGUCUAUAGGGCAGCACGGGAGCGUGGCAUGGGAGCUGCUGUACCUGGGGGUAGGGGUGGGAUUCUGUGCCUCAGGGGAGCUUGCAGGUAGCACAGCGGUUCCUGGGCAUUUCGGGUGCUGCAGGGGGAGGUGGAACCACUUCCCAUCCCUGAAAUCAGUGACUGCCCUAAACAAACUCAGCAACUGUGGUCUGCCCCAGGCGCUGGAGGGGGUUGCUGCACCACGCUGUGUGUGUGGAGGUGAAAAAGCAUCAGAGAGCAAAGGGUUAAAAUGUUCUAUCACAUGCCUCCUCCUCUUUGCAUCAUGUUCAGUUUGUCUCUUAGCCUUAGAACAACCCACUGAGUUAGGUUAGUCUAAAAUAUUCUACUGACUUGACCAAAAGCACUCCUUGAACAUUGCAGCUGAGCAAUGUUGAAGUUGAACGUAUAACAAGUUGAGCAGUGCAGUUGUUUUGCUCUAAUUGCAUUAAGUUUAACCAGACAGGGAAAUAGCUUUCCUUGAAUGCCUUUCCAUUUUGGAAUUCUGGCCCAGAUAAAUUCCCAUUUUAGGCAGCGCAGCUAGUUACACAACUUUUUGACUACAGCAUAGUUCUCUGUGACAGGACCAAGUUUUAAAAAUGCAUUUACUUUUUGUUAGGAGAACAUAGGGAAUCCUUACUCUAUUAGAGACCUUAAAAAAAGUUUAAUACCAUAGUUUAUUAUCCACCACCUAAACAAGUUUAUUUGGACAUAAAUCUAGAUUUCAAUGAUACCUGUAUCUGGCUAAUAUGCUUGGGAUGGCUGCCUUGAACUUUACAGUCUUUCUCGGCCCAAACCAUUCAUCUUCCUGCUCCUAAAGUGAGCAUUAUAGUUUUCCAAUAAACAAUUUUAGAACUGACUUGCAUACAUGUAAGUACUGUACUUGGAUCCAACUUCUGUGUGACAUGUACCACUCUGAGCAAACCACCUCACUGGAAAUGUUAUGACUGUUCACUUAUGUUAGGCAUAUCAAUCAUUUCCUUACCAACUAUCAAACAACAGAGUCCUACAGUAGCAUGUAGGUUGACAGGGAAGUAAUCUGUACACAUAACAUUUUGCAAUUAAAUGUUUUCUCACUUCUCCUUGCAACAGUGGGCAAGUAUAAAUUAAUAUUUGUCAGCUGGUAACCUGCCAGUGCAUGUGCAUGCUUCAUAAGCACAGGCAAGAUGCAGCACUUCCUCUGGAUACUUAGAGAGACUUUUUGUGUUAUUCAUGAGACUACAGUAUGACAAGUGAAACAUGGGGGAAUAGAGAGCAGCUGUUGUGCGAGUUGUCAUAGAUGGUUGUCUAUUGCUUCUGUAGGCAAAAUCCUCAAUUAGGAGUGAGACCAAGCAAUAAAAUGCAAUGAUGAAUGGGAGCAGUUAGGAACAUAGAAAGCAUGCCUUCUGCUGUGUCAGAGCUCUAGUCCAUCUAUCUAUUGCCUAUGCCUACACCAGUGGUGGGGAAUUUUCUCAGCCCAAGGACUUCAUACCCUCGUGGCAGCCUUCUGGGGGCUGCAUGCCAGCAGUGGCCAGGAGCAGAGGCAAAAUGGCAGAGCAAUGGAGAUGACUCUUGUCUUCGUACAGUAGGGUGUAUUCCAGCCACAGAAUGCCUGGGUUUUGCACACACUUCUCCAUUCAGUCCAGCAAGAGGCAUUGGUUCAAGGACUCAUUUCAGCCAGGCAAAAGCACUUGAAAUGGACAACAAGCAUGGCUGCUGGGGGCUGGCCUGGGGAGAGUCCUGAGAGCUGGAGAGAGGCUUGGGGAGUUGCAUUUAGUCCCCACGCAUGAGGUUCCCCCAUCCCUGGCCUACACUGACCCACAAUGGCUCACCCAAGUUUUCAGAAUGGGGACAUUUCCAACCAUGCCUGGAAGCUCCAAGGAUUGAACUUGAAACCUUCUGCCUGCAGAGUUUGUUCUGCCACUGAGUUGUGGCCCCACGUCACAGAAUUACUGUGUGAGCUGCUUGUCCUAGCAGAGGUUGCCUUACCAUUUAGCUAUUGCCCACCUGGUUAUGCAUCAGGUUCCAGUUAUGUUAGCAAGUGGGAAUCUUAUUGGUGCAGGGAUGUUUAAAACAGGACAGCUUAGCAGAAAUAUUAGCAUUAUUGUAUUUUAUGUUUAUUGUUCUGGGGAUAAAAGAAGAGGAGCAGGGUAUAAAUAUGUUAGUACUGAACUGGCAUCCUGCCCACCUAGCAGUUCGAAAGCACGUCGAAGUGUCAGUAGAUAAAUAGGUACCACUCUGGCGGGAAGGUAAAUGGCGUUUCCGUGCGCUGCUCUGGUUCGCCAGAAGUGGCUUAGUCAUGCUGGCCACAUGACCCGGAAGCUGUACGCCAGCUCCCUUGGCCAGUAAAGCAAGAUGAGCGCCGCAACCCCAGAGUCGUUCACGACUGGACCUAACAGUCAGGGGUCCCUUUACCAUUACCUUUUUACUGAACUGGCAACAUGCAAUAAUAUGUAUUAUAGGAAAAAUCCUAAAAAUACAGCAAUUAAAUUAAUCCAGCCGCCUGUCCAUAGUACAGGUAAAUGAAAGCAUAAAUGCAGGUAUUGUAAGCUCACAAGGCAACAGCAGUGCAUUAGCUGCUUUAAGUAUAGGGUCUUUCCCCUACAAAACUGCUGUCAAAAGAACAAAAAGGAGAAACAGCAUCUUUGUUGGAAGACAAGCUGUUAGGCAAUUCAUUCCAGAUGUUUGUUUUCCUCAACCCUUAUUGAAUAAACCUUGAACUUUUGCCAGCAGCUUUGUGUUUACUGGGUAUGUUUAUCCUGUGGAUUGCAAAUGGUCCACCUGCUCUCUCCUCAUUCCUUUCCCCCACUUGUGCAAGGAAUAUAGCCCAUUUCCAGGGGGGAAGGAAGCAAUGGAUGAUGAUGGCAGGUGAAAGAAAAUAAAGAGAGAGGCAUUCAGCACUGAACCGUACAGUCAACAAUGAGCACAAGCUUCGCAUUAAGUGCUGUCUGCAGAUAUGCAUUGGUGUUACCAGAAUGAAACUGUAUCACACUCCAGUGUGGGUAAGACUGCCAUGUUAAAAGCCUGGGCAUCAUCUUAGGUGCUGUAUCUUUCUGUGCAUCUGGCUGAGGAGGGCACAUGAUGCCUUGGAGAAGCUAAGAAGGUCUGGAUCUUGUCAGUACUUGGGAAACCUUGGCUUCCAUGACGUCAUGGAAGACAGGUGGCACUCACACAAUGCAAUAAGCAUUGUAAAGAUUAAAAAAAACACCCAGUAAGAUAGAAUUGGAAACCUAUUGCAUUCUUAACUGAUUGUAGUGAUACAGUUACAGAUUUGAUUUAAAGAUAUUCUGUUGACUUGUGAAAUAGCUGGGCCUCCGUUCUCCUUCCAUGGCUGGAAGCGUCUUCCAUUAACAGAAGUGAAACUAUUGGAUACAUUCCUGUUAACUACAACAUGGUGGUGUAGGUUUUCCUGAAAAUAAUCAGUGCAAAUAUGGAUAAUUUGUAGUGGAAAAAUUGCUGAUGCCCUAAUACUGAUCUAGUUAGCAUGCCUGUUUUGCCCUUAUUUGGUAUACAAAGCCCAAAAGAGCUCCUUUGAAAUGACCAAGUUUGCCUAAUAAUGCAUCUGCAAUUGGCAUCCAUUCUUUGUUACCAAUUAACUCGAGAGAUCUGUAGGGUGGCAACACAAGAAUGGGCCUUCUCUGCAGUGGCUCCCCCAUCUGUGGAAUGCUCUCCCCAGGGAAGUUUGCCUGGCGCCUUCCUUAUACACUUUUAGGGGCCAGGCAAGAACGUUCCUUUUUAACCACGCCUUUGGUUGAUUUGGACAUCCUAUGCCCUUUUAAAAUGUGGAGGUUUUUUUGGAAGGUGGGUUAUUAGGUUGUUGAUUUUAUUUUGAUUAUAUAUUUUGUGGUUUUAUAUUCUGAUUUUGUUCUGUGAACCACCCUGAGACCUUCGGGUAUAGGGUGGUAUAUAAAUUUAGUAAAUAAAUAAAACUUUUGCAAUGGACAUCUUUCUGCAGAAAAUUUUGCACUCCCAUCACUAUUACUAAAUUAUUGGAGUAUAAAUAUAGACUAUGGGGAAAUUGGAAAAAAAACUAUAGGCUGUCUUUUGAGACAGCGUUAUUCCCCUUCCAUGCGAAAGUAUGUAUUCCAUCAUGAGUCUCAGUGAGACGAGGGAAAUCCCAAAUCAUGUUGUCAAGGUCUUGGCUGCAAUCAAUUUUGGGUAGUAUUCCUACAGAUGAAUAAGUCAAAUCAGUCUGGCAUGCCUCAUGGCCUUCAUUUUUUUGUGGGAGGUGCAAGUGUUAAUUUAUGAAAGUUUAGCCUUGCAUUAAAGUAUCAGAAAAGUCUUAAGGAUAGGAUUCUUGAACAGCUAACUGUAUUCCAAAAUAAGUACUGUGCUCUUAACCCAGUCACAACAAUGCAUUUAGAAAUGGUUCAGUGAUCAGUGCUCAUGGUGCUGUGUUUCUGAUUUGCCACUGUGCGAACAGAAUGUUAGAUAAGAUGGACCUUGGUUAUGUUCCAGUGGGGCUCUUACAUUUUACACUAUGUUAUGUUAGAAGCUAGUUUCUAUAGGACUCAGUAUACCUCCUCCUUUUGUGUCAACUGCAUCAGCUGCCUGUACCUUUCUGUGUGCAAUUCAAAGUGUUGGUUCUGACAUAUAAAAAGCCUUACAUGGCUUUUAAAGACUAGGUUACCUGCCAGGUGCCCUUCUCCAUAGAAUCCUGCCUGAGAAUUGAUUUUCCAUGGCGGGCCUUUUUGGUGGUGCCCUCUCCUCUUUUGGAGUACGCUUCUUUGGGUGAUCUGGGCUGCUCCCUUACUGCUUAUGUCUAGCCAAGGCAGUUAAACAUUCUUAGGAGGAAGGGAGAUGUACAAACUAUUUAAAAUAAGUUCAUAGCUGACAGACUGUGGCAUUGGCACUUCUAACUUUGGAAAAGCUAACCUAAGGGCCAGAAGGCUACCUGCUGUUCACAGUUCAAAGCAGUGAUUCCCCCCCAACACCACUCCCCACACAAAGAGACUCUGAAGUUGUGCAAACACUUCUGUCAGUGGUACUUACUGACCCUUUUAGCCACUCUUGCAAAUUGCAAUCUCUUUCCUAACACUGGCAACAGACAACAGGAGUGCAAGAAGCUGUCUUAUACUGAGUCAGAUCAUUGGUUCAUCUAGUUCAUAUUGUCUGCUAGUUCAUAAAAAAUAUUCCAUAUGAUAUGUGUUACAUUGCACAUUUCUUUUUACCCUCCAUCAAAUAGUUGAAUUUCAGACAUUUCAAGAGACCGGCAUUUCAUUUCCCAUUGAGCAACUCAUGGAACUUCUACUUUCUUCUGAUAUUGGGCAGUCAUUGUUUGAGUUUAAACAAAUGAUUGUCAUCUAUAUUUUGAGAUGGAGAGCAGCCAUUUAUACUUAGAUGUUAGAUUCACUUGAAAGUACAGCAUUCCUUCUGCAUAUAUCUAAUAUAAAGUUUGUCUUACAGCUGAGCUAGUAAGUAUUCUUUACCUCUAUUGUCUGGGGCUGUAACUAAGGUACUGGCUCUGUCUUCAGCCAUUAUAUCAGCUGAGCUAAUGGUUACCUAGAGAUGUGGCAAGAGGGGAGAAAUGAGUUAAUGGACUGUGUUGAUUAAUAUGCUGAUCAAAACAGGACAACCCCAAAAUACCUGGGGUAAAUUUUCACUGACUAGUGUUACUGCCUUAUUGGGAAAAGAACCUGAUCAUUGGAAAGGGGACACAUUAAGUUAAUCAUGCUUCCCCCCCAAAAAAGGUACUUUUAGUACUGGGCGCUGCUAUUUUUAUUUUUUCCACAAAAAACAACAUGAGGCCCCAAUCUGGAUCAGGCCAGUGUGGACAAGGGAUUAAAUGUUUCACCCCCACAUUCACCGCCCCUCACCCUCUGCGGUAAAAGUGCACUAUCAGCAUGCCAAAGGGGGAGUGAUUUCUGGUGAAAAGGGGAUAUGUUUUCAUGAUCCCAACCCAGAAGGUGGUCUUGCAGAGUGACUUGCUGUGUGUAUGUAUGUGUGGAAAGUUAAGCAUUUGCCCCAGCUGGGCUCCUCCUUUAAAAAAGGCCUGAAAGGCAGUGAUUCAAACUGCUGAAAGACACAGUAGAAUGAAGUAACACAGAUUAGUUUAGUGAUUUGGUGGAUGGGAAGGAGCCUAGUGUAGACCCAAAAGCAGCUGGCAGCAUGGUAACUUGUUAAAAACAGGGAAAGUGAAGUAGCAGAGGCAUGGGAUUUCAGAUUCGUAGGAAAGCAUGUAGAUGCAGUUGGAGUUGUAGUACUUGAAUCUAUGAAAAAGCUUUGUCUCCUAAGCUUGGCAAUUCCUAACUUAAGGCUAUUCGGACAGUACAUUUUUGAUCCCUUGCAUCUUAAAAAGGGCUUUGAGAUAACUUUUUCCUUGGACAGAAAAUUAGUACAACAGCAGCUUUUUAGCUUGGAGCAGUGUGCUGAUAGAAGCAGUCUGUGUGGUGCACACUUUCUUGAAUCUGCAGUGCAGCGUCGACUCUUCCCAACUUCAUGGUAUGUUGCUGCAGAGCUAAUUAUAAAGGGCUGCUUGGCAGCGUGUGUAAACAUCCUGCCAGGGUUUUUGCCUCAUUGGGUAGCCCACAGAUUUCUGCGUAGCACGAGAUGACUCAUGCUGUUGCAAGCUGUCAGUUAUUCUCAUAUGAGUCAUGCUUGUAUGCCAGUCCCUCUGCUUUAAAGGUGUCCAAAUGUCCAGAUCUUUCUAUUGAGCUGUUUUGCAGAGGUGAUAUGGCAAAGGCAUUCCAGUCUGUUACUCAUUAGCGGGGAGGGUGUCCCCACUUCAUCGUUCUGAAAUCCCAUACCCAGUGGUUUUGGUGUGCCUCUGUUGCUAAAUGGAUUGCAGAUGACAAAUGAAACUCAGAGAAAAUUGCAACAACAAAAAUGAUCAAAAUGCAAGGGGGCAGGAGGGAGAGGUUAAAUAUUACCCCCCUCCAGUCAUUUGAAAUUGAUGUUUGAUUUUGCUUGUUGAAAAGGUAAAAGGUGGCACAAUGUUUUCAUUGGUGUUAAUCUCACUGGGCUGGAUCCUGACUCUUCUCCGUGGGUAUAAGGGAUCCUUUUGUGAACACAACUAUCCUGAUUUUUAGAAGUUCUUUCAAUUUUUUAAGAAAAGUUGGGAACCAUGUUAUUUUUAAUUGAAUGGUGUUGAGCUGUUUAGGCAUACUUUAUAGUAGUUUAGCAAGCUAUAUCUGCCAAUAUCAGAACAGAACUCUCAUCCCACCCAGCACUUUCCUUACUGAUAAAUCUCUAUUUGUAACUGGACAGGAAAUAAGUUACCGUAUGUGUUUUUAAACAUUAGUUUUGAGUUGGAGAAAACCCACCGAAAACAAGGCACCUUAUCAACAUACCAAUGGUUUUUCACACAUACCUGCACCCUAAUUGGCUGUCUAUGGCUGAAAAUAAAAAUUGAUAAUGUGUUCAUCCAACCACUGUACUGAUUCCUGCUGCUUUCAUCAGCAGGCCUUUAUAUUAUUUUAUUUAAUAGAUUUAUUAACUACUAUUCAGAACACAAUAUUUUUGGACACCAGCUUACAGCCAUUUAAAACAAUGGUUUAAAACAAUCACUAUCAUAAUAACAGCAAUAAAAAACAUUAAUAUGUCACAGCCAGUGAUAUCCAUAUAAGGCUAGAACAGAAGCUGCUGCCUUUUGGAUCAUCUCAUUAUUAGACUCUAUUUCAUUUUCCUUAUGCGUGGUGGAAUUGAACACUGGAAGUAGUAGUUGCUGUAGGGUGGGGCAGGUCCAGCAUGAAUGCGGUCAUGCACUUAUCCAUGGAUUAGUUUUGGGUGCAGGAUUGAAAGACAACUUGCCCAGAGGUCAUGUAGGGUGGACACAUGUAUCCUUUAAACACCAAGUUCAGGGCUUUGGGGAGAACACAAUCCCUGAGCAGGUACGAGAAGACGGAUGGCAUCCUGCCUUAAAGAAAAUUGUGAUCGCUCAGGUCACAAAGCAUUAGCACCUGCUGUUCCAGCUUUGCAGGGUGAUGUUGAGGGAGCAUAUCUAUUGGGCUGCUAUUGAGAACCUUCUGAAAACCCACAGUUCUACCCAAGGGAAAUAGACAAGUUUGGGGGUACAAGGGUACUGUUGACAGAUGCCCAGGGAUAUGUGUUUGGCAAGCUUGUAAUGCCUCUUCAAUCAUGUUAAGAAAUGGAAGAAUGGAAAAGUUAAUUGGACAAGCUCUUGUGUUUUGUUAUAAUCACCCUGCAGUGACCAUUUUUUCCUUAGACUGUUCUUUUGCAUGUGGUAGAGCCUGCCAACCUUGGAUUCAUUUGCAGCCUGAAGAUACUGUCAUGGGCAACACACACCACAACUAAGCACACAUUGCAGCCAGUUCUUCUGGCUACAACAAAAUGCUUCUUUCAAGCUUAAUUUCAGUGGAAGGGGACGGGGGGGGGGCAACGAAAGCUGCUAUGGGCACAUAUGUAUACACAGAUGCUACAUUGGUGACCCCUUGUGUGUGACAUAGGGCAUAUCUAUGCAACUAGAUAUAAACAAUCUUAAGGAAACGGACUGAGGAGUCAUCUAGUUUAGUGUUCUGUUUCUAGUGGGUGCUUCCAAGAAGCUUACAAGCAGGAUAUGAAAGGAAACCAGUACCUGGCAUUUAGAGGUAAACUGCCUCUGGACACAGUCUUGGCCAAUAGCCCUUUAUAGGUCUACACCGUAGGGAAGACUCUUUAUUACCAUUGGUUUCGUAUAUCACAAGCUUUGCAGUUUUGUUUUUGGGUUUACCAUACAAUUUAUUGACUGUCCUUCAGCACAUCUGGCAAGAUUAAACUGCCAGAUAUAUUGGUGCUAACAAGGAAGGAGAAGAUGAGAAUUUGUCUUCUGGUUCAGAUACUUCAGGUGGUGCAGAAUGUGGUGGCCAGACUGCUGGUGGGGGCAUGUGGUUGACAACAUGAAAAACCAUUUGUAUAACACCCACAGUGGCUGCUACCAAGACAGGUUUACGGUCUAUGCAUUAUCAAGCCCCGAACAACUUAGGCCCAUGUUAGGACCACCUGAAGCCUUGUAUCCCAGCCAAAUCACUAAGACCAUCUGCAGGAUCACCACUGGUUGUUCCCAAGUGGGUGAGGUUAAUCUAACAGUGACAGGAAACUGAGCCUGUGUAAUGCUUUUCCAACAGAGACCUAGCAGUCACCUUUUGUUUUAACCUUUAAACAUGUGCUGGAAAAAGUUCUAUGUCACCAAGUUUGUGCAAGCAAUUAAGAAACUAUUGAUGAUCUCUGAUUUUAAAUAUUUAUGUUGUUUUUAUUGUAUGUAUGUAUGGCGGCUAUGGGACGUGGGUAGUGCUGUGGUCUAAAUCACAGAGCCUAGGGUCCGCAACGGGGUGAGCUCCCAUUGCUCGGUCCUAGCUCCUGCCAACCUAGCAGUUCGAAAGCACGUCAAAGUGCAAGUAGAUAAAUAGGUACCACUCUGGCAGGAAGGUAAAACGGCGUUUCCGUGUGCUGCUCUGGUUCACCAGAAGUGGCUUAGUCAUGCCUGCCACAUGACUCGGAAGCUGUCUGCAGACAAACGCCAGCUCCCUUGGCCAGUAAAGCGAGAUGAAUGCCGUAACCCCAGAGUCUUCCGCCACUGGACUUAUUUUUUCCUUUGACUAGAGGCAUACAAAUAUAUUUAUAAAUAAGCAAAUAUUUUAAUUUUACAGGACAAGAUUUUGACUCGGCAGAUGCAUUUGGCGGUAAGUUAAUUACAACCUAAUGAAGUAAACUUAAGAAUAUUUAAUGGGUUUUAUAGUAACCAUGAUAUUGUGAUGUAGAUUUUAGUCUAAAUCAGAUCUUAACCCUGUCUUAGCUUCAGAUGCAUCAUGCUGCAUUAUCUCAGUUUGAUAAAUCAAGAGGGAUAAUGCUGAUUUAUAGAGCCCAAUAAUUUUAAACAAGGUGGAUAAUGUAGAAUUGAGGGUAGGAGGGGAAGGAAAUGUUAAAUUACUUUAAUGUAAAAAUCUGCAGUGCCAUGAGAUUGAGCUGUGAUUAACAUACCAGCACAGCAUUAUAUAUUCAAGAGAGCUGGAAAACUAAUUACCAGGGUGUACACUGGAUUCAGAUGGAUUUGAGGCUGAACUAAAUCUUAUGGUCAGUGCACACCUCUACUCAGUUAUGUGAGCCUAAGGGGCUUUAGACAUGCUGGCACAGGGGCUGGGGGAGCAGUAGCCUCUUGCCCAACUGCUUUUGAAAGUGAUGGGAAUUGCAAAUAUAGUUUGGUAUUCAACCCCCCACACCCAGGUGAAAACAUUUAUUCUGAGCUAGCACAAAUCCCUUGUGGGAACCUAAGCAGCUCUUUCAGUUCACGCCCCCCCCCCAUGCACACCCACACCCACACAAGGUGUGGUCUUUAAAGCUUGACCAUGUGCACUGUCCAAAGUGAAUUCCUACCUUCCAUUCCCCACCCCCUGCUUUGGCACAAACUUUGCUUUGCCUCCUACCCCCUUCGGAUGACCAGUUUAGGGUUUGGCACAGCUCUACUUUACUCAUUGUGCAAAUGAGCAGCAAAGGCUCACACCUUGUAUCUGGUUUCUUUGUGUAUUUUUAAAAAUAAUGAAUAUAUGUUACCCACCCUUCGCAAAACAUCCUGGGUGAGGUCUAGUAAGAAUAAAAAUGCAGUCAAGCAACUAUCUUACCAGCAAAAAUAAGUGCAGCCCUGUCCAGUGUGUGUGUGUGUGUGUGUGUGUGUGUAAUGCUGAAUCAGUCCUAGCAAGUGCCCCCUUUGGUAACUGGUCAUUGAAGUUAUACUAAGCCCUGUGUGUUUUUAAUAUGGCAGAUCCUGAAGAUGUAACACAGAAGCCGAUUCCACCUAACAAAAAGCCAACACAACGUGAGUAUAAGAGUAAUCAGAACAUUGAUUUUCUAUUCCUAUACAAUUAUUUUUCAGUGUGCGUGACUAGGUUUGGGUUAUAAAUGGCAUUGUAUGUCAUGAGUUGUCAUCCAUCCGUCUCAGGAAACAAUGGAGGAGUGUGCUCUGAUGAGUAUAAGACAAGUAGAUGCUAAAUUUGCCUUAGUCCAAUGUUUUGCUUUGUUUUUUGCCCGAUGUGUGAGUGAACUUUCCAUAACACUGAUAAUUCAUGCAUAUAGGGUCUAAUAAUGCAGCCCACUUCAGGCUAGGUAUAGGGCAGGACAAACAUCCAAAUAAUGCAUCCUUGACUACAUGUGUACAUGAAUGUGAACACGUGUCACCAACAAAGGUGUGAUUUCCAAGAUAUUGGGCCUAGAGUCAGGUCAUGCCAUGGGGACAUGGCCUUUCCAGACUAUUUACAGAGGGGAAAUUGCAGCAGAACACAGACUUCCAUUUGGGUGAAAAAUAAAAGCAUUGGUUACAAAAUUGAAAAGGGGUCAGUGGGUAAAGAUAUACGUGCAAAUGCUGCUUGAACACCAUCCUGCCUGGACCAACCACUCUUCUCAAGUAGUUCUUUGAACAGAGAGAUAAAAACAGGCAAGAACAAUUGCUGUUGCCAUAUGUUACGGCAGAUAAAGUGGGUGGGCUGCUAGGGAGCUACUAUGCUGUGCUGGACCCCCCCCCCCCCCAGUGUGCUCCCUAAAUCUGUUCUGAAAGUUCCUGCAAUGCUUCAGAGCAAAAUCAGAGACAGUGCAAGGUACAUCUGGUGGGAAGUCUCAUUGGGCUAGUUUUAUUAUUGGUGCUAGUGAAACUAUUUUAUUGAGUACCAUCCUUUCUGCUUUAAAAUAUCAAUCAUUUUAACCUAUAGUAUUUCAUUGGCAACCCCAUGAGUGCCCAAUUCAAAUAGGGUUCUAUGUGCAUUGUGAAAACACCCGCCCCAUGUGUGUCACUUACUGUUAUCAUUUUUAAAAAAUCUAAAUCGUUUUACCUGAAAUAUUUUAUUUCUGGGAGAAAAAUUACAACCGUGUUGUCUUCCCUGUUUAGGUGAUGAUGGCUUUAACUUGGCAGCUCUGUCCAGUUUCUGUGUGUGUGUGUACACAUAAAAUGAUGAAUCACUAAUCAGUCCUAGCAACUACCCCCUGGUAACUAGUCAUUCAAGUGAUAUUAAGCCCUGUGUGUUUUUAAUAUGGCAGAUCCGACAGAUGUAACACAGAAGCCGAUUCCACCUAAUAAAAAGCCAACACAAAGUGGGUAUAAGAGUAAUCAGAACAUUGACUUGCUAUUCCUAUACAUUUAUUUUUCAGUGUACGUGACUAGGUUUGGGUUAUAAAUGGCAUUGUGUGUCAUGAGUUGUCAUCCCUCCGUCUCAGGAAACAAUGGAGGAGUGCGCUCUGCUGAGUACAAGACAAGUAGAUGCCAAAUUUGCCUUAGUCCAAUGUUUUGUUUUGUUUUUUUGCAAAUAUGCGAGUGAACUUUCCAUAACACUGAUAAUUCAUGCAUAUAGGGUCUAAUAAUGCAACCCACUUCAGGCGACGUAUAGGGCAGGACAAACAUCCAAAUAAUUUAUCCUUGACUACAUGUGUACAUGAAUGUGAACACGUGUCACCAACAGAGGUGUGAUUUCCAAGAUAUUGGGCCUAGAGUCAGGGCAUGCCAUGGGGACAUAGCCUUGCCAGACCAUUUACAGAGGGGAAAGCAUGAAGUACUAAUAACUGUUCCAAAGUUUCUCAUUGCGCAACAGAAUGUGUUCCUCCCCCUCCUCCCUGUGUACUCCCUAAAUCUGUUCUGGAAGUUCCCCCAACCCUUCAGAGCAAAUUCGGGGACAGUGCAAGGUACAUGCAGUGGGAUAUCUCAUUGGGCUAGUUUUAAUCUUCGUGCUAGUGAAUCUACUUUAUUGAGUACCAUCCUUUCUGCUUUAUAAAAUAUCAAUCAUUUUAACCUAUAAUAUUUCAUUGGUCAUUGACAUUGACCAUGAGUACCCAAUUUAAAUAGGGUUCUACAUACAUUGUGAAGCGCCCCCCCCCGCCCCCCCGGUGUGUGUGUGUCACUUACUAUUAUCAAUAAUAAUAAUAAUAAAAUCUAAAUCAUUUUACUUGGAGUAUUUCAUUUCUGGGAGAAAGAUUACAACUGUGUUGUCUUCCCUGUUUAGAUGAUGAUGAUGGCUUUAACUUGGAAGAUGCCUUUGGUAAGUAUUGUCUGCACUCCAUGCAAGUCUAGUUUGUAUGUUGCUUUUGAAGACAGUCGCAAAUUCAAAGACAAUAGCAUGAGGAUCUUUGGAAGUCCUUUGUACAAAUAGCACUUCAGACCUCUGCAAACCUAAGGUUUCAAACAGCCCUGUGUUGUGCGAGAUGCUGAUGAGUGGAGAUUUCAGUGCUGCUUUCUGCAGGGGUCUGAGCAGGAUUUAAACUCAGCUUGUCAACUGUUGAGUGGCAGUUAAAUCCUGCUGCUUUGGCUGCACACACCACUUGCCUGUGAGGAAGUGGCACUUGCAGCUAAAUUGAACUCUUCCAGCUCCCUCAGCAGCUGAUGUCACCCUCCCAGAUAGAUAGGUGGCUGUGGUUUUGGAAAAAAAUGGCCUCGUGUGCCAAGACUGGCCCAAGAGCCAGAGCUUCCCUAUCCCAGUUGAGCAGCAUAAGCAAAUAUAAUGGACAAAGCAGUAUCCCAACUGUACAGUUGCAUCAAACAGUUUACUUAAAAUCGGCCAGAGAAUUGCCUUUUCCAUCUUCCGCAGAUUUUAGGAAAUGGUGCUGCAAGAUAGUCUACAGUCACACUUUGCACACUAUAAAAACCUUUGCCAGAUGUUGCAAGAAUGCUAGUCCCAUCAUCCCCGACCAUUGGUCAUGCUGGCUAGGGGUGAUGGGAGUUGCAGUCCAAAAUACCUUGGGGCACCAAUUUCAGGCAUCUGACCCAGCACUACAGAUGCUGUUUGUGUUUGCCUUUCCCUUGCUCUGUGUAUGCAUUCUUUAGUCACUGCGGGUAAUCUGUACAUCCCUCACCUGGAUACAUUUAUAAUUUGGGGGAGUUGGCAGGUGAUAUUCUUAGUGACUGCGGGGAAGUAAUAUGUAUAUUACAGUGGCUUAUUGAGCUGCUUUUACUCCUGUACCAAAAGAAACUUGAGGGAAGAGAGGGGAGGUUAUUUAUCCUGCUUGGUCUGGAACAACUCCUCCCCAAGGAGCUUAGGGUCUUCUAAAUAGUUCUCCCCAUCCCCAUUUUAUUCUCACAACAAUGCUGUGAGAUACAUUUUGCUGAGAGACAGGCCCAAGAUCACCUAAUCAGUUCCAUGGCUGAGUGAAGAUUUGAACCCUGGUUUCUCAGAUCCUAAUAGCCCUGUGCCAAACCCCUCCUUAAAUUUGGAUGGGUUUCUGAGGGUAUGAAAGCUGCUGAACAAGAAAGUGAUGGAAUAACCUGAGAGCAUGCCAGGAUGUCAUGUACACACAGCUGUGGUAUUGGCUUUAAGCUAGAUUCCAAGUUUUACCAUUGUGGAUGGGCUUGUCAAGUACAUAAUUCUACCUAAGAAGCAAGGAAAAUGGGAUACCAUUCCUACAAAAUCAGACUAUCAAGGUAUUUUCUACUUCUCAUAUUUUGAAGUUUGUUAUCUCUCUCUCUCUCUCUCUCUCUCUCUGUUAGUUGAUGACCCCAAGAAGCCAGAACCACCAGCACCACCUCAGCCAAAUCCUGGAAGUCAUGGCAAUACCGGUGGUAAGCUUCUCUAGAAAUAUUACAGUGGUGCCCCGCAAGACGAACGCCUCACAAGACGGAAAACCCGCUAGACGAAAGGGUUUUCCGUUUUGGAGGUGCUUCGCAAAACGAAUUUCCUAUGGGCUUGCUUCGCAAGAUGAAAAUGUCUUGCGAGUUCCUGCGGGUUUUUUUUCCUUUCUCCCCCCUUUUUCCCAAGCCGCUAAGCCUCUUAUCAGCUGAUCCGCUAAGCCGCUAAGCCGCUUAACAGCUGAUCGCUAAGCCACUUAUCAGCUGAUCCGCUAAGCCGUUUAACAGCUGAUCCGUUAAGCCACUAAGCCGCUUAUCAGCUGAUCCGCUAAGCCACUUAUCGGCUGAUCCGCUAAGCCCGCUAAGCCGCUAAUAGCGCUAAUCCGCUAAACCGCUAAUGGGCUUGCUUUGCAAGACGAAAAAACCGCAAGACGAAGAGACUCACGGAACGGAUUCUUUUCGUCUUGCAAGGCACCACUGUACUUCAGAGCGUAGCCUGACAGUAUCAGUUAUGGUCAGUAAACUAAAAUCUAAUAUGAGAUUAAAGAAGAGAGGUGAUAACUUUCAUCUGUGCUUCAGUGAAUCUUCAGAUCUUUAUAGUUCACCAUCUGCAAGAUUUACAGCUCAGUGCUGAUAUAACACUGUUGAUGGCUUACCCAUAGCUAAGGGAUAUGGUGUGGGCUGCAGGCACAUGCACUCUCUCUUUCCCCCUCUCAUUCUCACUUCCUUCCUUUGUCAGCAAUAAUAUAAUGGAGCUUUAUAUCAGCAUUGAUUCUGGUUUAGUUUUAACCAGAACUUGAAGUGAUUUGUGAACCUGGUUAGAGCUCACUUAGUGAGCUACUGCACCAGACCUUUUGCAGGGGACAUGGAGAAAUUUAUAAAGCAUAUAUGUAAUGUAAGGCACUGUAGGUGGAGAGUGCUGCCAUCAUGCCAUCAUGCACACGGGUGCUUGAUGCCAACGUGUUUCACAAAAUGGCACUAGCAUGGCUGUUCACCUGCCCCUCUUGAGCAACUCAAUGUGAGUCUUACACGUUCUCCAUAACCAGCUUAGCUGAAUUAUGUGGGCUUUUCUUCAUGGUAAACAUGCUUGGGAUUGUAGCUAUAUUUAUGGUCCCUGGAAAAGUGCCACAAACACCAUAGUGUACAGAUUGCCAUAGGAAAUAUAUGUUGUGGGUUUUUAGAAGACUUCAUUCUAACAAAUAUUCUCUUUUCAAAGAUUUUAGUGAUUUGGAUUUAAAUGAUGGUCAGGCACCCCCAGAUCCACCAAAAGGUAAGUUUCUAGUGCAAACUGUUAUAAAUAUACUUAGAUAUGUCACAUUUGUGUUUUUUUAUAAUACUGAGGGAUUAUGACGGGGGUUCUCUGGUCCAAUAAUAAUAAUAAUAAAUAAUAAUAAGUAAUAAUAAUAAUAAUAAUAAUAAUAAUAAUAAUAAUAUGUUUCCCUAAAUCAGUUGAGAUUUAAUUUAGCUGGAUUGACUUGCAUUAACUAAGCAAACCUUUUUAAAAUAUUAAUUUAAACAUUUUUAACAGUUUUCUACUAGCCAAAAUAUGUUGAAAUGUUUUAUUUGGGGGUGUGGUGUGUGGGACAAACUAAAAAGAUGGAUUGUGCUGUGAUCUUAGCUUUGGUGCUUACAGAAAUUCAACAUUUUACUUGGAAAUCAUCUUGAUUAGAAUACCUGUAGGUAUUUUGAGAUGGGCUUGGGAACUUGCAUCUCUCCAGGUGAUAUAGGACUACAAUCCCAUCAUUCCUGAUCUUGGGCUGAUGGGACCUGGAGUCCUACAAUGGCUAGAAGGCCACGUGUUCCCCAUCUCUUACAGAUGUUUCCCUUCGAUGCUGAGGGGGUGGGGGUUAGGGGCAAUGACACUGAAAACAUUGUGCAUAAAUACAUGUUUCCCAGGGACAGGCAUCUGAAAGUAAGUUAAUUACAACUUUUUUAAAACAAGAUUUUACUAACAUUUCUAUUCAAUGUGCUAUUAAUUUAUGAAACAGGAAAUGUCUAAAAAUGGGUUGAGAGUUGAGAAAGCUUGUAAAAGUAUAGCCAUGGCAAAUGCUCAACUAUACAUCCUUGGUUUAUUGAGCAGCUGUGGUUGACUGGGUGGGGAUAGGAGCAUAAGCAGUGAAAAUCUUGCUCCAGAGCAAUCAGAACUACCACAAAGCUGUGGGGGCAGCAAAGAGAUCCUACUCCAAUAUCUGCAUCACAUCCUUGAGAAGCCAACCAGCAGAGUUGUUUUGUAUGGUCUGGAGGUUGAUCACUCCUGACAAGGGGGUGUGGUGGAUCUCUGGAGCACAUGGUGCCUUUUCUGUAACCAAUUGGCUAAACACUUUGAGGAUAAAAUUGGCCAGCUCUCCUGUUGUGGCAUUGCCAGCCCAAGUGUCCAAUGCCACAUUGUUGGAUCCAGUGUUGUGGGAUAGAUUCCAGUUAAUUUGGUCUGAUGAUGUAGACAGAAUACUGCCAGUGCUGGUUAGAUCCUGUCAGUUAGUUGGAGUGGAGCGACUGAAUUGGCCCCGGAUGUGAUCAAUGCCUCAUUGUUGUAAUCACAUGCCUCCCACUACUCUUAAAGACACAGUGAUGCAUAUUUUCUUAAACAGCCUGCUCUGAAUCCAGCAGAAUAUAGUGACUAUAGGCAAAUCACCAACAUCCCUUUCUUUGCAACUAUGGCUGAGAAGGUGGUAGUGGAGCCACUGCAGGCAUUCCUGGAUGAGGCUGAUUACCUGGAUCUGCUGUGAUCUGAGUUUCAGACCUGGUUUCAGAAUUGAAUCAGCCUUGUUUGCCCUGAUCAAGAAAGAGACAGUGGGUGUGUGACUCUGUUACUUCUGCUUCAUCUCUUAGCAGCUUUUGAUACCAUCAACUAUAUGAAGUGGCUUCAGGUUUUCAUACAUUACUUUCUCUUAGCCCCCACUGCCAAUAUUAGUAUAGCAACACAGCUGAUAUAGCUCGUGCUUUCUUUACCAUGAAAAGCCCACUUUGUAAUAUAAAUAUACUAAUAAUGAAUUAUUAUUAAUAGUUUUUGCAUGAAAUUAAACCUGAGUUGAAAGAGAGUGAAUGCUCAUAUUUGCAAAUUCCUUUUGCUUUGGAGUGGAGAAACUACGGUCCAGUCACAGCAACACUAAACUCUUGAAUUUCUUAAUUUUUUCUCAAGACCACAAUCAUUUUCUAUUAGGGACGAUGGGGGGAAAACAGCUUCAGAGUGAACCAGGAAGUCUUUCUCUGUUAUCCUAAUGUAGAGGGGGAACCAGGGAACACCCAAAAAUUGCUUCAGUGGAGAAAGGACUUCCUGCUUCAUUCUGAAGCUAUUACUGGGUCUUCUCAGGGCAUGUAUAACUCUAAAUUUCCUUAUAGCACUUGACAGUCUUGGUUAUUGGCUAAAACACUGAAUAUGGAAGCAGGCUUAUAUCUUGCAAACCAAUUGCUUAGUAUACUGCCUGCACAUUUUGCUUUAUUAACUUUUGUUCCGCAAGGACUAAAGGCUUGCUUUUUAAAGAAAUGAAACUCAAGAAUAUGUUCCCCUGCUGGCCCUGGACCCAGUAUCUGUUGAAUUAGUUCCCAGUCCUGAAAUGACAGCUUUGGGAAUCUACUUUUCUAUACCCCAUUGUACAUAAUAGCAGUUUCAGCAUUCCUGACCAGACAGAAGCUCAUAACACAGUUAAUAACACUGACUUUUUAUUUAUGUGUAAUAGCUUAAUAGUUUUAGUUUUCUGUUCUAACCAUUCAAGGAGCUAAUGGCACAAGUGAGUGUCUGUAGUGGUGGCAUUUGUACUGCUCAGAUUUGUCUACAUGCUCCUUGAAACUCCCUGUGAAGGUCCUUCAUAGAUAGGACACACUUAAAUGAUCAUGCAUGAUAAAUGCAUGAAUCACCUUGAUUGAGCAUGAUAAAUGGCUGGAUAAUCUUUGAGUUUUUAUCUGGGGCUGGUUUUGCAAGGCUCAUGCAGAAGACUCUGAUAGUUUGAAUGUUAUUCUACAUUUUAAGUAAAGAAAUACAAACACAUAGUUGGAAUUGGUUAUGUCUGCAUGUAUUCUGUGCACGGCUAAUUGAUGCUAACUUUGUGCACAGCUAACUUACUCAUAAUUUCUCAGUUACUUUUCUAAGAAUAAUUUAUGUUGAUUUUGCUUCUCACGCUGUUAUGCACAAUUUUUCUUUCUUAAUGUAGGCCGUGCUUCUAAUCCUUCUGCAGGUAUGUGAGCUGUGCAAUGUUUGCUUUUCCAUGUAGCAAGAUAUUUGCAACUGUUGUAUGUUAUAGCACACAUGUCCUUGUUACAUUGUUGUUGUUGUUUUACUUGUAUCUUGCAAGUCUCUUGCAAGUCUUGGUGAUACUGCUCAUCAUAUGCUUUCCAUGGGGUUGUGAGCUACUUGAAGGCACGCAAGGUUCUAAAAAGAAAACAAGAAAACAAUCCAGUUUAAUUGUACAGGCAGUCCUUAAUACCUUUUAUCAAAACAAAUUUAUUUUAAGGAUAGCCUAACUCAAAACAAGGCAAGAGAGCAAUUGCUUGUAGUUCUGGACCUCAGUCUGAUAGAAAUAUGAUUACAGUCAUACCUUGGAUCUCAAAUGCCUUGGCUCCUGAACAAAGCAGCUCCUGAACAAUCUAAAUUUGGAAGUGAGUGUUCUGGUUUUUGAACUAUUUUUGGAAGCUGAAUGUCCGACGCUCCUGCAGCCAAUCUGAAUCCGCACCUUGGUUUUCGAACGGUUCCGGAACACAUUCUGUUCGAGAACCAAGGUACAACCAUAAUAAGAAAAACAGAAGACAUAUCUAUGGACAUUGAUGAGCCAGUCAUGGGUAAAACAAACACAAACAAAAGGAUUGGCAAGACUGCAGGUAGAGUGAGGAGACGAUCUAUCAUGUCUGGUCAGAUACCAAGGGAUGGACUAGGUGAGGUUAAACUGCAAAUGUAGAACAAUAAGCAAGGGACCAAGAUGAAUUGCAGACUAUGCUACCUUUUCACAGUAUCUUCAGUACAUCAGCAGUAGAAACAGUUGGUGUAGACCUGUGUAAUAAGACUGCGGCUCUAGUCUGACUAUCUAUUCUCUCUGCUGCCAUCUCACUUUUCUAUAGAAGUAGUGCAACACUAACAACACUUUUACAUUUCUUUCCCUCCGACUCACAUAUUGGGAAGGGCAGUUAUGUGAUUGCAUUCAGCGUUCUCAGAGGGCUGUUGUGUAUCAUUUCCCUCUGACUUAACUGCUCAUAUCCAGAGUAUUUCAUAGUACAGCACUGCUAUCUGGAAACUGAAAGGGUUACAGCUAAUUGUUGGAAGGGAAUGUUCUAAAUAUCUCCUCCAAGGAACUCUGGAAGGCUUAUAAAAAAGGGGGGGGGGAUCGCCCUGCCUUCUGGGAGUCUUAGGCCAUGCCCAGCCCAAAGAUAAACAGCAAAAUACAUCUGGAAAUAAAAUGCAUGCCAAACUAAAAUAUUUAGAAAAUAACCAUCAUUGAAACACCAACCCAGAAAUUUCUGCUAGUGGCAAUGAAACAACAACAGUUUGGAAAGUUCCAUGUGAUCUAUAAAGUCUUCAGUUGCUGUCUCUCAACAAUGAAGGGGACAGAGGUAACCUGAAGCAGAGAUCAUUCCAAAGUCAAAGCCCUUUAGGGAUAAGUGAUAGAGUACCUUUGGGUAAGCAUUUCUGACAAGGAGACCAGCCAACUUUGAAAAAGUGUACCACACUAUUUAUAUCUUUCAGUGAUUAAUAAUAUGCACCUUGCCUUUGAUUGCUAUUCAUAGAAGAAGAAGGAACAAUAUGUGAAGAGGCUUCAGGUUUAGAUGUAAAUAUUUAUCUUGGUAAUAGCACUGGCCCUUCACAUACUGCUUAUUUGUUAAUACAAGAAUCCUUCUGACCAUCUUUUACUCUGCUAGUAUUUGAAUUGGAAGGUAGAACACUUUUUACUGCAGUUGCCUCAUAGGGGGAAUAAAGAGCUACUGUUUGCAAAGCAUAUUCUAACAAAGUUGUUUUCAUAGGUGGCUCAGACUCUGGUGGCAAAGCGGAAGGUAAGCUUGUGAAGUUUUUUUAUGGCACUUAUAACUUUGGAUUCUUAAGUCAUCCCUAAAAGUUAACCUUUCGUGCUGCAGCAGUUUAUAUGUUUUAUCCUUGCUGUGUGUGUUCUAGUUCAUCAGGUCAGUUGUGGGACAGAACUAUUAUGAAUGACAUCUUACUGUGAUAUUAAAUCAUAUCCAAGGGGGAGCACAAUGUCUGACAAAAGCAAAGUCCAAAAUGGUGGUGUUCACACAUCACAGUCAUCCAGGGUUGUUGGCUUCUCACAUGUAAUGUACCUAAUUAUUAUUUUUUUAAUUACAGUUGGGAAGGGGGCACAAAACCAUUUUUUUUUGCUCAUUGAAACUAAUGGACUUUAUUUAGUCCAAUUCAUUAAUUUCAGUGGGCCUACUCUGAGUAAUAGUUAGUUGACUACUACUCAAGUUUGCUAGAUAGUAUUCAUUUUUGUGAAACAAUAAUACUUUUUCUUUUACACAGAAAAACUUUCUGUAACUGUUAUCAGAGGCAUCAAUUCAUUUAGUUGCAAACUGUAGGCUAUAUUCUGAUAAUAUAAUAUUAAUCUAUUCUUUAAGAUAGGGAUGGACAAGAUGUGGUUCUCCAGCCUACAGCUUGCACUACAACUCCCAUGAUGGCCAUCCUGCCUGGUUCUGAUGGGUUUGGGAGUUCAACAAUAACUGCAGGGCCACAGGCAUCCUACUUUUGUUUUAAGAGAAGGCAGUCACAUUGUAAAAGACACACAUAUACACAAAAUAACAUGGUCUUAAAUUUCUUUCUGUUUAUAUAUAAAAAUGCAAAGCCGUGGUCAUGCUGCAGUUUAUGAUGGCCCUGUCAACUCCAGUGUGAAGAGCAGCCGGCAGGCAGGCAAGCAAACAAGCAGUGUGGGUGGCAGGCAGCCCAGUUAUGAUGUUUAAACAUGGCUGCAGUGAGGUUUGACAUUAGGGAACAGGUGCUUCACACAAUGGUUUAGCAAGCCAUUGUGUGAAGCCCCUCCUCACUUCUUUAAAAAAGGCUUGGGAUUGGGGUGAGUUGGGAAGGGGGGCUCAGGCAACCUGUUGGGUAGGUAGGGUAAGGAGUUGGUGAAGAGUAAAGGGGUGGGGUUUGCUCAAGUGGGUGGGAAGAGGGGGUGGCAACAGGGUGGGUGAGGUUUGUAAGCAAAAGCCUUGGGUCUUUUAAAAAUAUAAUUUGAUUUGCAUCCAUCCUAUCAUUCCUUACAGUUGGCAGGAACCUGUUGUCACUAUAUGAUUCAGCCCCCCCCCCCCCCGAGCAUUGUUUGAGCUUUUUGUAAGGAAACAGAAAAUUGAUGACCCUUCAAAUUUCUGCUGAAGCUCUCGCAUUUGUCAUUACUUCUGGGAGGAAGUCUAGCCAUCUGUUCCCCUUUCAUUCCAUCUGUUCUCCUUUCUAUACACUUGCUUGAAACUUCUCAUGAGCAAGCAUCCCUUAUCAGAUCUGACAAUCGCUGAGCCAUUGCUUCCUCUGGAAGCAGAUUGGACAGCAGUGAGUUGUAGCGUAAGAACACAGCAAUUGCUCUGUGGCCCAUCAGGCCAGUGGCCCAUCUGAUUCAUCAUUGUGCUCUCACACUGACUAACCAGAUACCUAUGAGAUGCCUCCAAGCACAUCCCGAGAGCAUUAGAGAACUCUCCCCGCCUGCACUUUUCAACAUAUGGUAUUCAGAAGCAUAUUGCCUCCAACUAUGGAGACAGAGUGGCUAGUAGCCAGUGACAAAUAUAACCUCCAUGAAUUUGUCUUUAUCUUCUCUUCCGGCCAUUCAAGUUGGAGGUCAUCGCUGUCUGUCCUGAAUCUUCCGACAUCUUCUGUGUUGAUUUCCAUGAGUUCUAGUGGUGUGAGAGAGGGAGAAAAACCCACCUGUAUUCAUCUUCUCCAUACAUAAUUCACACAUGAUUUUAUGUGUGAGCCUAUGAAGUAAUGACUGGUUUGAAUACUUGGGUGUUCUUCCUUUCCGCCAUGCCUGAACUCACCAUGGACUUGUUUAAGAAUAUGGAUUUUUCAGCUAGAAGUCAAUGAUAUUGAUGUUGGAAACCUACAUUUCACAAUAUCUAGCUUGGAUUUUAAAUGGAAGAAUUAGCAUUUCUUUUAAUUCAACUUUUUUAAAAAAAUUAUUUAUUAAAAUUGUAUACAGUUCUUUAUCCAUAGAAUUCAGGGCGGUUCAUAGCAUAAUAACUAAGUAAUUGGAACUAGAGAUCUUCCUGCCUUAGGAAGUACUACUGGGUAGUAAAUACACGAUCAAGCAGUCACAAACAUUAUGAAAUGUUACAUUUAUUUCUAAAUUUGCAUUAUUUGAAAGCUGUGAGUGGGUGUCUUUUAAAGAAAAAGGAGCAAACGCUAUUGAAUACAGUGAUUUCUUCCAAGUGCAUAUUCUCUGGUGUCAUUAAAUUGCUCUUAAAAAUGCUUUCUCUGUUAUUUUUAUUUAUAUGGCUUUUGAGAAGUGGAUCUGAUUAAGCCUGCUUUGUACCUUUUCACAGAAAAUCCAGGAAUGUUAGCUGGAAUUAUUAGCUCAGUACUUGUAGCAGUAGCUGGGGCUGUGUCAAGCUUUAUAGCCUACCAGAAGAAAAAGCUCUGCUUCAAAGCAAGUGGUAAGUUUUUAUAUUGAGUUUCUUUUUGCUUUUCAUAUGUUGCCUUUAAUGUUUCUAUUAGCCUAACCAGUGACAUGAAGAAUCUUGUUUGUGUGUGCACGAGAGAGAGAGCUCCUCCAUAAUAUGCAUUAUGACUGUAUUAGAAUUGUAUUUUCCAGUGUAAUUGGAGGCUUUAAGUUUGAAAUGCGCCCACACUGGGCAUUAGGUAAUGUGUGUGAGCUGAAUUAUCUAUGUGAAGUAUAAAUGUAUCUAAAUUAUGUUUGUAUCUACAGAUGAAGAAAAUGUUAAUAUGCAAAGUCAACAAGGAGCACAUUCUGAACCACCUGGUAAGGAAUCGUCUUUAUGAAAACAGAACUGAGUAUGAUUCUUUGCAUACUUGAGAUGUUUCAGAGUGGCUUUAUAUAUGGGAUUCUGCAUGGUCUCCCAUCAAGACAACAACCAAGGCCAGACCUCCUACUUAACAUGCCCUCAAACAACUCUCAAUUUUCACUUAACUUUGUCUUCCUUGCUAACCCUUUUAUUAGCUUUAUUUAUUGGCCUUCUUUACAUGACAGUUGUGAGAUUCGUAGAUGUACCAUAUGGAGAUACAGGCACUGACCAUUUUGUGCACGUUCAAUUUCUACGCCGCUUUCAGAUCUGGAAGUGGGCAUGGCAGGGUUGGAAUGGGGUGGGCAGACUUGCACACACUCCACCUAUGUGUGUAGUGACCCAGAAUGCAGCCUCCGCACAAACAGAGAGUUGCCUACAUAUCUAAAUGCCCUUAAUUUGGAGGUUGGGCUUGGCUCAUUAAGUGGGUGUGUUUUCUUCAUUAUCGGCUCCAAAAUUGUUCUUCUGCCACCUCCAACUCUGUUGUAUUUGCGGAGCUAGUAGAAUCUCAUGUGUCAUCUUGGAAAAGAUAGUUAAUGCUACAAAUGUGUUGUAUCCUCUAUUUGUUGUUGUUUAGAGCAAAAUAAAUUUAUAGUUAAACAGAGAAUAAAAGACACGGGGUUGUUUUCAGCUAAGUUCUAGUCAAAGUAGACCCAUUCAAAUUUGUGAUCCUAAGUCAUGUGCAUUCACUUCAGUGGGUCUACCCUGAGUAGGCCUAGCAUUGAACACCACCCAUGGUUUUGCAAGAGUUGCCGCAUUAGGUUAUUUGCCAUGUAGCCUAUCAUUAAAUAUGCCCUUAAUAAUUGUACAUCUUACUUGCUUGCCAGUACAUAAAAAAUAGAAGAGCUAUUUGUUAGUCCUUUUCAAUGCUUUACCUUCAGAUGGCAGGUUUUCUAGAGUUUCUUUUGAAGAUAAAUGUUGCCAAAUAAUUGCAUUGAGCUGGAAACAUUUAUUAAUGAUCUGGUUGGUUGAGCAUAAUGUGCUACUGCUACUGACUAUUGGUGGUGCUCUGGAGUUUGAGAAGGCAAUCUUUCCUAGCCAUACCUGGAGACGCAAGGGGUUGGACCUGGGACUUCCUGCAUAGCAUAUGCUCUGUGAGUUAGCUAAGACCUUUCCCAGCAGUAGCAGGGAAUGACUUUUAAUAACAGAAAUGGACAGUUCAGGUUUUUCCCCACCUUGUCACUAUUACCUUCUCUGCCAUAGCCACCCAGUUGUGGAACUCUCACCCCUCUUGAGAUUUGGCUGGCACUGACUUAAUCUUUCAGUACCAGCUGAAGUCUGCCCUCUUUGGACAGUCAUUUCAGGUGUAAUCUAGACCAAUACAAUGACAGAUGAUCUAUCUUGCUUAUGCUGGGCUCUGCGUACAAGUGUGUGUUGGAAUGUGUGCGUGCAAGGGGACACAGACACACACACGUGUUUUGUCAGAGAUGAGAUGUUACUGCAUCAGAAACCCUUCAUUACCAAGGGAUAAAAUGGGGAUGGGGAGCAGGUUUGUUUAUAAGAUGUCUAUCUCAUUCUCUGUGUGCACAUGAAGUGACUUGUAGCAUAAAAGCAAUGACAUUAAUUAUCAGCUAACAAAAAUAUCUCUGAAAAUUACAGUGAUGAAAAGAACCCACUAAAUGCUAUAAGAAUCCAGCUAAAUAAAAAUGCAUAAAAUAGUGGAGAGUGCCACCCUUUAAAUAAGUCUUUCAUAUCAAGAUAUCUCCAGCCUGCUAAAUUAUGGAAACACCCAUAAAUUAGGGCUGCCAUACGUUUGGGUUUCCCCUCACAUUACCGUGAUUUCAAAGGUGGAAUUGACGUCUGAGGGGACUUUGUCCUGGAUCUUAGGCUUGUCUAAAAAUAGCUCAACAACUUUUGGGGUGCCCUACAUAAAUAUCUGGUAUGCAUGUGUGUUUUAGGUGAUUUCCACCCCCCCCCCACAUGGCUACUUUAUUUUUUAAUUGUAUUCUGGUGCUUAAUCAAAAUUAUGAAUCCUAAGUAAUCGUAAAGUAAAAGUGUAAGAAACAGUUGCAGCAAAAAAGGGAGGGGAAUAUGAAUUAUGAUGAGGGAUAUGUGUUUAACCUGAAGAUUACAAGGCUGAAGCUACAAAUGUUGCGCAGCACAGUCCGAUGCUUGUCUACUGAGAAGUAAGCGCCACUGUCUCCCGUGGAGUUUACUCCCUAGAAAGUGUGUUUAGUAUUGCAACUUCAAUUGGCAAAAAAGGUAUCAACAAUAAUCAGCUAGUAGUCAUGGUAGUGGAAUGUUGGAUGUCUGACAGCUGCCCCUUAUUGUUGGUCCAUGGAUUAGGCCAAUAAAGCAAAGCUUAGCAGGACUUGGCUUUAGGGAAACUUUAAUAGAAUUUGGACAGAACUGAAACAAGCUGGAAGCAGGAAAGAUUAACUUUGCUGGUGAAUUGUUGCAUGGAACAAAGAAGCUUCCUAUAAAAGAGAGCACAAGACAGCAACUUUUUCUUUUGUUUGUGUUCAUAAUGAUCAGAUAAUUUUUCUCCAUCUCCAAAGUGCACGGCUGUUAACAACUGCUGAGAGGGCUUUCAGGGUUUAGGAUGACAGAGGACUAAUGUAUUGCCCAUCUUCAAAAAGCCCUUCACCUUCUAGAUUGCAGUGGUGACAAAAUGCUUCACUACUAGGAAAGAAGUUCCCAUAGGUCCUGUUUUGGGGCUUUUGAAUAGGCAUGCUUAGGCAUGGGCUGUAAGAAGUUUUAGCAGCAGCCUUUGUACUUAAGCACACUUUUUAUUGACUUCAGGACGUAAUCUUUGAAUACUCUAAUCUGUUUCUCUUUUUUCCUUUUUAGUUCAACGCACACUUUUGCAGAAACAGUAGCAUCAUUUAAGAUUAAGUGAAGGCCAGAAAACUGGACAGAGAACCUGCGUAUUUCCCUGAAAAAAUACCACACAUUUCAAGCAGCAAAAAAAAAACAACGAAGUUGCAAAGUAGAGUGAAAAUAGUCCUGUUGAAAAUGUCUUUUGAAAGGGAGAAUGGACGUUUUAACAAAUCUAAGUACUUGUAUCUGUGGUUUACCCUUUGAAGUUCAAAGUUGCAUACUUGCUGAUUCCUGGCUUUAAAACAAAUUUGUAUUUGUUGGAAACUGUUGCUUUUGUCCGAAGACUCAUAUUUUGCAUUAUGGCAAGAACCUUAACAGAGGAGAUGAUUUUAAUGUAUACUGGUUAAAUGCCAAUAGGUGGGCUGCACCUGCCACUCAGUUGUUGGGAAUGGAAUAAACGUUUGCCCUCUUCAUGUUCAUACCCUAAAAUGCAGCACCUUACUUGUCCCCCAUAAGAAAAUAUCACAACCAUCUGCCAAAUGGAUAGAAGUUAAGCAUAGCCCUCAGGCCUACGCUACACAUAGGGCUAAACUUCCUUUUCCCUAGAGAUGCCAACUAUUUAAAAACUGCAUAACCUUAUCCUGGCUUUUGCUUUUUUUGUCAUCUUAGAAUGUGAGCAAUAGGUUUUUAUAUGUACAUGUAUUUGCCUUUGAAUAAGUGAUUAAGAUCUAAUGUCUCUUUUGGAGCAUCUCUGAUAAUUGUACCUUUGCCUUUACAAUGAUUGCAUAGGAGGUGGAGAUGCUAUUUGCAUUGCCUUGUGACUUAUUCUCACUCAGAGCAAGUCCUAUCUAGUAUACAUGUUACACCUGGGGCCUUUUGAAUGCAAAAUAACAAUACAGUGGUACCUCGGGUUAUGAACUUAAUUCGUUCUGGAGGUCCGUUCUUAACCUGAAACCGUUCUUAACCUGAGGCGGGCUUUCACUAAUGGGUCCUGCUGCUGCCGUGCGAUUCCGUUCUCAUCCUGGGGCAAAGUUCGCAACCCGGAGCAACUACUUCCAGGUUAGCAGAGUUUGUAACCCGAAGUGUUUGUAACCCGAGGUACCACUGUAUUAUAUUGAAAUGAAGUGUGGAAUUUUGGGGGUGGAAGGGGAGGGCACAGUAAAGCUGUGCAGCUGCAUAAGCAUAUCAUGUAUAACUCAACCAGCCACUGUCUCCGAGCUGGAGUUGUUUUCUACAAGAAUACCAAAAAUUAAUUUAGCAAAUGCAAUUGCCAUUUAAAACUCAGUGAUAGCAUGUGCCUCUGACUAUGGGAUGUACCUCUUUAUUAUUCACAAGUGCCCUGCUUCCUCUUGUUUCGUAUUUACAAAAAAAGUUGACAUUCUUGUGACCACUUAGCUAUAUUUUUCAGUAAAUGGCUUCCAACAAGGCUUGUUUGACCAAUUGCAGAUGCCUUUAGCUGCAUACCUUGAAGUGCCAUUAAUAUAGUAGUAGGUAAUUGAUCAGAAUAAUAUGAGCUGAGCACUCUGUAUUCCACUUAAGGUGCAGAAAGGCUUGAUAAUGGUCACUGGGAGCAUGAAAAUGGAUUGUUUUCAUUGGAUCUAAAUAAAUUCCUGUCUACAUGAUUUCAGUUUUAAGAUUGUGGUAAAUGUUUGGCACAAGCUGACAGCAAAAAUUUAACCAGCUAAAUCAUGCAAUGAGCAUUAUUUUUUGGAACUCAGAUACUUUCUAACUAAGCAUUGUGCCAAUGUAAAAUCAAAGUUAUUGCAUAGAAUAUGAUUUCUGUAUGCAUGACUCUCAUAAUCAAAACAAUAUUGGAUGUCAUGUUCUUACUUAAACUAGAAACUAGAUGGUAGCUAGCCACACGUGUGGAGCAUGGGUGCUUAAAUUUGUUUCCAUUUUUAAUGCACACAGAACUCAAGAUCAGUUCUUCAUCAUAUUAUAAACUGAGCUAGGCACAUGCUCCACAGCAAAUGUGCAUCAGUUAACCUAAUAAGAAUAUUGCAUUUUGAGGCAAUAUGUGCCACUGAAUAAAACUUGCAAAGUGGCAAUACUUUUUUUAAAAGGAAAAUAAUCAUUUUGUAAACUACAAGCAAUGCUAAGCUUAAUAUUGGAAUGCUGCUGAUUUCUAAAGAUGUUUCUAUGUCAUUCCUAAACAGCAGAGUCUGAAUUUUGUGCCCAUUACCCCCACACCUUUGCAUAUUUUAUCUAAUGCUCCACAGAACUCAGGACAGCUUACUUCCCAAUGACGUGUGUAUAAAAUUGGCUGCACUCCUAUAUGUAUUUGGAAGUAAACUAUAUUGAGGUCAGUGGGGCUUGUUUCUGAAUAAACAGACAUACAAUCAGGCCAUUAAUUUCUAAUGGAAAUCAUUGUUUUAUUUCAUCCCAUCUUAUUUCAUGUGUACUAUGUGAUAAAAUGACUUAAAACAGUAGCUGUUUGAGUGUGCUAAACUUCAAGUAGAGUAAGGAUGGUGGGCCUUUGCUUCUGCAGAGAUUGCCGGACUACAACUGCCAUCUUCGUUGACUAUUGGCCAUUCUGGCUGGCACUGAUGGGAGUUGGAGUCCAGCAACAUCUGGGGGACCACAGGUUGUGAAUUAGUGUUGUGGCUCCUUAGAUUGCAAGAACUUCUAGGAAUUUGGUAAUUAAGACAUAAUACUUGUGAUCUUUUUUUAAAAUAAAAAUCAACAAAACCUAAAACUUU